CCAGAGUUCCUUGCGGCUGUGGAUGAGAUCCGUUGUUAUGCUGCUCAGGCGCGGCUAGUUUGAGUUGCCAUAGCAGUGAUGCAGAGGACUCUUUUUGUUAUUAGUUUCACAGCAAACCCUCUGGGCGGCUUGGAUAAUGUUCUUCCAUAGAAUUCGUUUAUCAUCUCUUUUUACUUUGUGGUUUUUAAGAAUAUCUGGAGGUUAAACCAGCUGGUCAGCGUUUGGUUAGCUAGUUAGCUACUUCACUAGAGUUUGUUGUUAGCCAACAGGAGCAUCACUCCUGACAACAAUGCUCCUGACUACGGUGUGCUGGGCUGAAAAUAUUAUAAGCAGAUGUUUCGGGUUGUUGAAGUUACAAUGACACCGCUGCAGUUUACUUCUGUGAUGUCCAACAUUACAGAAAAAGAUAACGACCAUUCCUGUUCGUUGGUUAGUCUGAUUAGAAGCAACAGUGUUUCAUAAUUGCACCAUUAGCGCUUUCAGACAGUGUGUGCCUUAAUCUGGGCUCGUGUCAAACUAUGGAGACAUCCAGUGACUCGGAUUCAUACGAGAGGACACGAGAACACAGGCCUCGGGGACGGGAGUCCCAUCGCAGAGCUGGCCGAGACAGAGGCAGAGCUGCUGGGGGUAGAGAGGAGGGACGAGCCGCUGACAUCUCCAACAAGAUCAGCACUCUAGCGAACACCUUACAGGACACCAGCAGGAACUUAACCAAGGUGGACAGAAUGUUGGGUCAGUACAGGGAGCAUGCAGAUGAUCAGGCUGAAGCCAUGGCACUGCUCAGGGAGAACCUAGAGGAGUCCAUCAGUCAGCUGCAGACACAGAGGUUGAGCAGAGCCAGUGUGGCCCACGGCUCCUCGGCUUCCACCCUUCACACCAGUGACUUGGAGUCCCGCUCAGAAUCAGAGGGCCAGCGCUUCUAUCCAACCUCUCCACUCAGAGACUACAGCAGGAGGAGGUCUCGCUCUGCCAACGUUCGCUUUAAAGAUCCCAGCCUGGCAGGGCAGGACGUAAAAGGACCGGACAUUCACUCCUUCCACCAAACCCUGCGGGAUCUGCACUGUGGUCAGCAGAGGCUCUCAGACGACCUGGACAGAGAAAUCCUCAGGAGAAACCGGUCCGAUAUCGACACCAGGCAGGCCAUGGAGAGCCUCGCGGAUCACCUGACAGCUUCCCAAAGACAGGAAUCAGUGUCGUCUCACGUGGAGAGGCGUCUGCAGGAGCUGGAGAGGGACAGAAGACCGGAGCAGCGGGCGGCAGACACUCUGCAGGAGAGUUUAGGGAGACGGCCUCAUGAUGAAGAAUCCACGACAACCAGACUGCUAAAGAGGGAGAAGUCCAAGAUGGAGCAGGAGUUAAAGCAAGCCAGGAGAUUACUGGAGCAGUCAGAGGACAGCAGGGAGGCCCUGGCUCAGCAGGUGGAGGACAUGCGCGGCGAGCUGCUGAGGAUGAGGAAUGAGAAGACGGUGCUUCAGAGGGCACAAAUGGAGACUUCUCAGCUCGGUGCUCAGCUGUGUGGCAACCACACCGAGCGAGAAGGGGAAAGAGGUCGACUGCAUGGGUCAGAUCGCUCAGGCCUGGAAAAGGAAGUGGCUGAGUUGCGGGCUCAGUUGUCCAGGGCCUCGGUGCUCGGUGAGGUCGAGGAGCUGAAGAGGAUUCUUGAAUGCAAGGAGAAGGAGAGGCUCCAUCUGAGCUUACAGGUCAAGGAACUGUCGUCAAACCUGGCAGGACGUGAGCAGCAGCAACUCCGUAUGCUGGACCAGCUGAGAGACCUACAGAGCCGUGGACAGACGGACAGGAGAGAGAUGGAGGCACUGCUUCAGGAGAGCACAAGGAGCAGAGAUGAGCUGAAGACCAGGGCACAGGAAGCUGUACGCCAGUGGAGGGCGAAGUGCAAGAGACUGCAGAAGGAGCUGGAGGAGCUUCAGAAUGAUAAAUUCUCACAGGAAGCCAGGGAGAACAAAAGCUCACAGACACAGCUGAAGGCGCUGAGCCAGCAGACUGAAGCGGCCCGCAGGGAGCUUGCUGAAAUCCUAGGCCGCUUGGCCCAGCGUGAAGAAGAGCUCCACCGCAAGGACGUGGAGUUGUCGGAGGCUCAGCAGCGUCAGUUGUCACUGCAGCAGGAAAUCCGGGAGUUAAAGGACGCCUCAGCCACCCAGGAGCAGCAGACUCGGCAUCAAGCCACCAUCCAGGCACAACUGAGAGAAGAUAAUCAGAGGUUAAGAGAACAUGUAGACGCCCAGGCCUAUCGUUGUCAGAGAGACCAGGAUUCACAGGCAGAGCUCCAGACCACCCUUAAGCAGAUGACUGCAGCGCACGCUCAGCUAUCCCAACAACUGGUCAAGGAAGAGGGCACCAGGCAGGAGCUGCAGAAGGCCAUUUCAGAACUUAAAGCCAAAGUGACAAUGCUGCAAGAGGAGCGGUCCACCCUGAAUCAGCAGCUGCAGCUUGAGAGAGGUGUGCACCAGAAGGAAGUGGAUAACUUGAAGGUCACUGCUGAAGACUGCAGGAUGAAGGAUUGCGAAAUGCAGCGCAUGCUCAGAGCCAGCCGUCAGGAGCGAGAUGAAAUACAGGCAAAACUAAUGGAAGUUAAGGCAGAUGCAGCAUCAGACAAGGAGCUGUGCGCGGCGCUGCACAUCAAGUUGGACAGGAUGAAGGAUGAGUGUGAUAAGCUGGCAGCGCAGCUGUGCACGAAGGAAGAAGCACAUUUGCUUCUGCACAGAAAAUACCAGCAGCUGAAGCAGGAACUGGAAGACAAAACCAUGUUAGGUGAGCUGAGAUGUGCAUCUGAGUCUGAACUACUGAGGCUGGAGCAGAAGGUGUUGCAGUUGGAGGCAGAGCAAGAGACUGUCCUGACUUCGAUGGGUGAAGAACUGGACACGGCCUGCCGUAGCCUGAUGAAGAACAGAGAAGACAAACUGCAGGCGAUCUCCCAAAGACCUGGAUUAGUGAGAGAUCCACACCGCUGGCUCGCCGAGACGAAGACCAAGCUCCGCUGGAUGUGUGAAGAAGUGCGGGAGCGCGACACCAGGGAACAGCGCCUGAGGAAGCAGCAUCAGCAGACCCGGGAUCAGCUGAAGGCUCUCAGGCGGAGCCGAGACUCAGAACAGGCAGCUCUCCUAGAACGCCUGGAGCAACAGGAGAAGCUGAUGUGCUCCCUCAGCACUGAAAAGAAAGAGCUGUUGGAGAGGAGUCGCAGGAAGGAAGAGGAAAUGAGAAGCCUUCAGGAUCGCGUUUUGGAUGUGGAAAUGAACACAAAAGCUGCUCUGGAACACCUGGAAUCGAUCCCAGAUAAAAACUGUCUGAUGGAGGGCUUCAAAGAUUUGGAGGCAUCACAGCAGCAGAAGGAGACUGUAGAGGAGCGCUAUGCUAAAUACAAAGGGAUCGUCCAGGAUCUGCAGCACCAGCUGGACGAGUCCAAACACAGAAUCCAGGAGUACAGAGAAGAGACGCGUGAUGCCACCUCCAGGAGUUUAAGAUUAGCUGUUCUGUCUUCCUCUAUCAAAGGUUCCAACACGUUCCUCAGCAGCAUGAUGAGGUCGGACUCGAUAUCUUCUCCCAAGCGUCUGACCAGUUCAGAUUACAAUAAAUCCAAAGAUGAUGGGACCUGACUCUUUAGUUCUACCAUUAGCUGAGCUCCAUAAUUCCCAAACAUCUCCUCCUGCCUGCUGUGGACCCAGAACACACUCAGCUGAAGCCUUAACCCAAGAAGAAGCUGCUUGAGAGCAGAAGUGGACGCUUUAAUU
Molecule: messenger RNA, 3746 nt
Organism: Nothobranchius furzeri (turquoise killifish)
Lineage: Eukaryota; Metazoa; Chordata; Actinopteri; Cyprinodontiformes; Nothobranchiidae
Gene: cep128
Product: centrosomal protein of 128 kDa
Cellular component (GO): spindle pole; centriole
Source: RefSeq, a predicted model, not a curated record